Molecule: messenger RNA, 1844 nt
Organism: Lagenorhynchus albirostris (white-beaked dolphin)
Lineage: Eukaryota; Metazoa; Chordata; Mammalia; Artiodactyla; Delphinidae
Gene: ALDH7A1
Product: aldehyde dehydrogenase 7 family member A1
Exons: 18
Coding region: 7-1626 (539 amino acids)
Molecular function (GO): aldehyde dehydrogenase (NAD+) activity
Source: RefSeq, a predicted model, not a curated record
UUCGGUAUGUGGCGAGUUCCCCGUCUGCUCUGCGUGUACGUUCCAAGGAAGAGCAAGCUCACGGGACCUUUGAACAGGCCUGCCGCCUUCAUGUCCACUCUGCUCAUCAAUCAGCCCCAGUAUGCUUGGCUGAAGGAGCUGGGGCUCCGCGAGGACAACGAGGGCGUGUAUAAUGGAAGCUGGGGAGGCCGGGGAGAGGUUAUCACCACCUAUUGUCCUGCUAACAAUGAGCCGAUAGCGAGAGUCCGACAGGCCAGCAUGGCUGACUAUGAAGAAACUGUAAAGAAAGCAAGAGAAGCAUGGAGAAUCUGGGCGGAUAUUCCUGCUCCAAAGCGAGGAGAAGUAGUGAGACAGAUUGGUGAUGCCUUGCGGGAGAAGAUCCAAGUACUAGGAAGCUUGGUGUCUUUGGAGAUGGGGAAGAUCUUAGUGGAAGGUGUGGGAGAAGUUCAAGAGUACGUGGAUAUUUGUGAUUAUGCUGUUGGCUUAUCUCGGAUGAUUGGGGGACCCAUCCUGCCUUCUGAAAGACCUGGCCAUGCGCUCAUUGAACAGUGGAAUCCUGUAGGCCUGGUUGGAAUCAUAACUGCGUUCAACUUCCCUGUGGCGGUGUAUGGCUGGAACAACGCCAUCGCCAUGAUCUGUGGGAAUGCCUGCCUUUGGAAAGGAGCUCCAACAACUUCCCUCAUUAGUGUAGCUGUCACAAAGAUAAUAGCCAAGGUUCUGGAGGACAACAAGCUGCCUGGUGCGAUUUGUUCCUUGACUUGUGGUGGAGCGGAUAUUGGCACAGCCAUGGCCAAAGAUGAGCGAAUGAACCUGCUGUCCUUCACUGGGAGCACUCGGGUGGGAAAACAAGUGGCUCUUAUGGUGCAGGAGAGGUUUGGGAGAAGUUUAUUAGAACUUGGAGGAAACAAUGCAAUUAUAGCUUUUGAGGAUUCGGACCUCAGCUUAGUCGUUCCCUCAGCUCUCUUUGCAGCCGUGGGGACAGCCGGCCAGAGGUGUACCACUGCGAGGCGCCUGUUUUUACAUGAAAGCAUUCAUGAUGAAGUUGUUAAUAGACUUAAAAAGGCCUAUGCACAGAUCCGUGUUGGGAACCCAUGGGACUCUAAUGUUCUCUAUGGGCCACUCCACACCAAACAGGCAGUGAGCAUGUUUCUUGGAGCAGUGGAGGAAGCAAAGAAAGAAGGUGGCACCGUGGUCUAUGGUGGCAAGGUUAUGGAUCGCCCUGGAAAUUAUGUAGAACCGACAAUUGUGACAGGCCUUGACCACAACGCGUCCAUUGUACACACAGAGACUUUUGCCCCAAUUCUUUAUGUCUUUAAAUUCAAGAAUGAAGACGAGGUCUUUGCAUGGAAUAAUGAAGUAAAACAGGGACUUUCAAGUAGCAUCUUUACCAAGGAUUUGGGCAGAAUCUUUCGCUGGCUUGGCCCCAAAGGAUCAGACUGUGGCAUUGUAAACGUCAACAUUCCAACGAGUGGGGCUGAGAUUGGAGGUGCAUUUGGAGGAGAGAAGCACACUGGCGGUGGCAGGGAGUCUGGUAGUGAUGCCUGGAAACAGUACAUGAGAAGAUCUACUUGUACCAUCAACUACAGUAAGGACCUGCCUUUGGCCCAAGGAAUCAAGUUUCAGUAAAGUUGCUUUCAAUUGACAUUUCAAGUGUUUCAGGCAUUGUUGCAUCUCUUUCUUCUGAAGAAGACGAAGAAAAUUACUAUUUGCCUUGAAUCAGUGGAUCAUUUUGAAUUUGACAGUGGUUAAUCCCUUAUGCUUCUGAAGCCUAAAUCAAGAGACUUUUUUAAAAAAUAAAAAUUUUCAUGACAUAGCCUUAAGUAAUAAAAGAUAGAUUCGAUGGA